Messenger RNA from Penicillium chermesinum, 2178 nucleotides. RefSeq lists its product as uncharacterized. Lineage: Eukaryota; Fungi; Ascomycota; Eurotiomycetes; Eurotiales; Aspergillaceae. The transcript has 4 exons. Bases 1 to 2178 code for a protein of 725 amino acids. The record is from RefSeq and is a predicted model, not a curated record. Gene Ontology annotation, molecular function: protein binding; ADP binding.
AUGUCAACCAGCAUAUACUUUGGCAAUUCGCACACUGAAAACACUGGAACGCAAGGGGGUGACCGUCCUAAAACACCACCGGAGCCUUUCUCUAAUGUCCCAUUCGACCGGGAUCCAGAUUUUGUCGGGAGAGAAGCCUUGCUCGAGAAGAUCAACCAGAAAUGUUCAAAGCCAAGCUCGAAGCUAGCCGUGGUCGGAUUUGGGGGUGUUGGAAAAUCCAAGAUGGUAGUCGAAUAUUGCUAUCGCGUUCGGGAGAAGGCGCCGGAUACCUUUGUCUUUUGGUGCCACGCAAGUAACGUGGUGCGGUUCGAGCAAAGCUAUCACCAGAUCGCCGAAAGAUGCAAGAUAACGAGAAAUCAAGGCUCUAGUGCCGACCUCAUGAGGCCAGUGUUAAAUUGGCUUCAAGAUCCAAAGCACAAAUGGGUGCUGGUUCUUGAUAACGUCGACGACGAUUCCUUUCUCCAUGAACGUCGAUACUCUGACAACGGUCCCGGAAGUUCUAUGCUCCCCGUCCGCGCAUUCAUACCGACAAAUACCAGCGGCUCUAUCAUUAUGACAACUAGAAGGAAAGCGGUCGCCGAGAGAUUCGUCAAUGAUAAAUUUCAUAUUCAGGUUCAGCCAAUGAACAAUGCGGAUGCCCAAAUGCCACUUGAGGCAAAACUGGGUGGAAACCUCGGCACAGAGGACAAAGAAGCUGCAACAAAGCUUCUAGAACUACUCGACCUCAUACCACUUGCCAUCAUACAAGCAGCAGCAUACAUCAAGCAACGGUCGCCACUGUUCUCAAUCCAGAAAUAUAUCGAGGAGUUCGAAAGGAACGAUAGUUUAAGGUUCAAGCUGCUCGCACAUGAAGCAAACAACUACGAUCGAGACUGGGAGGCAAGCAACUCUGUCUUGAUUACAUGGCAGCUAUCCUUUAACCAAAUUAAAGAAACUCGAAUGUCUGCUGCGAAUCUUCUGGCUCUCAUGAGCUUUUUUGAUAGACAUGCGAUCCCAGAGCGGUUGCUUCGUAUUCCUGACGAGCCCCGCCAUUCGAAAGCAACCAAGUGGCUAACUGGUCUCAAAGGGGCUGUGGGACGAGCUAUGGACGCCGAUGCAAAAAUCAGUUUUCCACGAAUCCCCAACAAGACAGCCUUGAAGCUGAAAGGGAUUCUUUUAUGGAAGAUAUUCUGUGAAGCUGAGGAUCUCUCCAAAGAAGGCUUGACAGCCAGUGAGAAGCUCCACGGUCAAGACCACCCGGUCACAAUCACCAUACUUAGCAACAUGGUCCAUGUCUAUGUUUUGCAAGGUAGAUUGGAGGAAGCAGAGGCGAUAGGCGCAAGGGCGGUCGAGGUUCGCAAAAAGACGCUCGGCCUCAAGGAUCAGCUUUCUCUCACGAGCACGGGCAACUUGAUUUUUGUUUAUCAUUUGAGGGGGAAAUGGAAAAAAAGCGAAGAGUUGGGGGAAGAGCUCCUUGCGACAAGGACCAGGAUACUCGGCCCCAACCACCCCGAUACAGUUGCCUCCAAAUCGAACUUGGCCCUUAGUUACCAUUCUCUGGGUCGUUUUUCAGAUGCAGAAAGGCUAGCCGAAGAGGCUCUCAAUUAUUGGAGAGAGGUCGCUCCUCUACAAAAUCUCUAUCACAUCCAAGCGAUGAUGAAUCUUGCGACCGCGUAUGGCAGUAGAGGCCGGUUAUCCGAGUCGGAAGCAAUGUUGAAAGAUGGGCUCAUUAUUUGCGAAAAGUAUUCAGCAUUAGGGCCGAGACAUCCUACAACUCUUAAUUUUAUGCAUAAUCUGGCAUGGGUACUACAUCUCUUGAGGCACUCAGAAGAGAGCAUGAACCUGCAAGAGAAGGUCGUCCGUAUCAGAAAGGAGGAUCUGAGGCCAGCGCAUCCCGAUACGUUGAAAUCUAUGAGCAACUUAGCCGUUUUCUAUGGCGAAGGAGGCCAACUUGCAGAGGGCGAGACUCUGGCUUAUCAAGUUUUAGAAGCCCAAAGGAGGACACUUGGAGAAAGCCAUCCGGCUACUCCGCGGAGCUUGCAGAACAUAGCUUGCAUGCAAAUGGAACAGGGGAAAAAGUCCGAUGCAAUUGAAAAUUUGGCCGAGUGCAUUGACAUUCGGAAUCGAAUCUUGCCCAAAGAUCAUUGGCAGUCCCAGCUUGGAAGAGAACUUCUCAAGAGUUGGCUUACCGAAAGCUAA